Messenger RNA from Gallus gallus (chicken), 1446 nucleotides. Its product is annotated as maestro heat-like repeat-containing protein family member 2B. The record is from RefSeq and is a predicted model, not a curated record. The coding region runs from base 455 to 1063 and encodes 202 amino acids. The transcript has 7 exons. Gene Ontology annotation, cellular component: cytoplasm. NCBI's taxonomy places the organism in Eukaryota, Metazoa, Chordata, Aves, Galliformes, Phasianidae.
GCAGGGCUGGGGUGCCCAGGGAGGUGCUGGGGCACUGUCCACAUGGUUGCGAUGGCUCCUGUGGGGAGAGCAGGCAGAGUGGAGCGGUCAGGUCCCUGUGCAGUGCAUGGAAAGUGCACAGCCUGGUGCUAAGGCCUGGCCCUCACCUGAGGAGACAAGGCUUCUCCUCUGCUCUUGUUGUCUCUGCUCAUGCCCAAAGGGCUGCCCCAGUGAGCAGGUGGCUUCCCUUUGCCUUCCGAGCAGGAAAAUCAAACCCACAAUUGACUCCUGACAGGUGAGGAGGGCCAUUCUGCACUUCAUCAAGGAUGUGCUCAGUGCUAACGCCCGGAGCUGCUCCGCCUGGGAUGUGGUGGGGCACAUCUUCAGUGAGUUCAGCCGCACCACGGGAAGAAGGGCAGCUGGAGAUCUUUCUGCCCAGGAAGCCCAGGAAGAAGGAGCUCUCCAAGAGCUGUGUAUGGACAUCCUGGGGUCGCUGGAUGUCUCUGUGAGCGGGAUGACCAAACUCCUGUGGCCACGGCUGCUGCUGUACGUGGUGCCAGCCCAGUACACCGGCAUGCUGAUCCCAGUCUCCCACUGUGUCCAAGCUCUGGCUGAGAGAGGGGACCUGAUGGUGCAGGAGAUAGAAGAACUGGAUCCCCAUUUCCUCAGCUCCAUGUUUCAAGGCCCACUGCUGACUCCCCAGACACUGCUGGCACGCCUGUUGGUGGUGGCAGGGAGCCCUUUUGCAGGCAGCGAACUCCAAGCCGCUGCCUUGCUCCUCAUGCAAAACCUCCACAGGAGGAUCCACAGAGCUGUGGGGGCCAUGUGGGCUGCUGAGAUCCCCCUGCUGCUGCAGUGCCUGCAAGGGAAAGAUGAGAGCCUCCCGGACUCUGCAGAGUGGGAGCAGCGCCUCCUAGAGGUACAGCAUUGCCGGAAGGCACGGUGCCGAGAAGUGUCUGCCUGUCUCAAGGAGCUCCGUUCCCAUACAGGACAGGAACAGCCUGUCAAAUGCUGCUGUGGAGCGGCCGCAUGCCUUUGUGGUGCUGCCUCUUCCUCUUUGUCCCAAGCCCAAGGGGGGUCCUAGGAGAAGAGCAGCAGGCGGCUAUAAGGGAGGGAAUGCUGGGGGGAGCUGGGAGAGGGACUGCUGUUCCAGUCACCUCUCCCCAGAAGACUGCGGCGAUGUGGGAAUGUGGGAAGAGGCAAAGGGCAAGGAACCAUUGUCUUCUGUUCUCCAACAGUUCCUGAGGGCGUCAUUGGAUACUAUGGAGGAUGAGGCCUGGAUCAAGGGCCUGAGCUGCAAGUUGAGCCAGUGGCUGAGCAGCUCUCCCAGCAGCUCUGGAGAAAAGUCUUUCCUGUACAAGGCUCUGGGGACAGUGCUGGGAGCUUGUAAGGAAGUCCUCCACAUCCAAGAGAAGCUCCUGCAACACCUGGAGGAAGCCAAUGCGGAGGAGCCUUCUGAGGCCCAGG